Molecule: messenger RNA, 987 nt
Organism: Aspergillus fischeri NRRL 181
Lineage: Eukaryota; Fungi; Ascomycota; Eurotiomycetes; Eurotiales; Aspergillaceae
Product: zinc-binding alcohol dehydrogenase family protein
Exons: 1
Coding region: 1-987 (328 amino acids)
Molecular function (GO): oxidoreductase activity
Source: RefSeq, a predicted model, not a curated record
AUGAAAGCCAUCAUCCUGCACACUCCCGGCCCCCCAGACACUCUCAAGCUCACUCACCACCCCAUCCCAAUUCCUAAACCAGGUGAACUCCGCAUCAGAAUCAAAGCAUUCGGCCUCAACCGCUCCGACCUCCUCACCCGGCAAGGCCACGCCAAUCACCCCAUCACCUACCCCCGAAUCCCCGGCAUCGAAGCCGUCGGCAUCAUCGACACAGCCCCGGGCCUAGAAGACACUUUCCCGCCGGGUAGCACCGUAGCGACCGCCAUGGGCGGGAUGGGGACAGUUUUCGACGGGGGCUACGCCGAGUAUACAUGCGUUCCAGCCGGGCAGACGCAGCUCCUCCGGCCCAAGACGACUCUGCCAUGGGAGAUUCUCGGAGCGAUCCCGGUGAUGGUGCCGACGGCGUGGGGUGCGCUGAUUCGGUCGCUGGGGCUUAGGGCGAAGGAUCGGUUGUUGAUACGUGGGGGGACGACGUCUGUGGGGCUGGCGGCCGCUGCGAUUGCGAAGGUGCAUGGGGCGUAUGUGGCCAGUACGACGAGGAAGAAGGAGCGGGAGGCGAUGUUACUUGAGAAUGGGGCGGAUCGGGUCUGGAUUGACGAUGGGGCGGUUGCGGAGCAGAUUCGGGAUGCGGACUCGGGCUGUUACUAUGAUAAAGUGCUUGAGCUGGUGGGUUCAGCUACUUUGGCUGACUCGCUGCGGUGUGUGAAGAAAGGGGGUGUUGUAUCUCUGGUCGGCAGGUUGAGUGAGAAUGGGGAUCUGGAGAAGGUGGAUCUGAUGGAGUUGAUCCCCUCUGGGGUCAAGCUGACGGUGUACCGGGGGACGUCUGAGAAUUUCAUGAGCACGCCGCUGGAUGCGGUACUGAGGCUGGUUGAGCAGGGAAGUUUGAAAUUCAAGAUCGGACGAGUAUUGCGGAUGGAACAGAUUGUCGAGGCCCAUCGGUGUAUGGAACAAAAUGAAGCGGAAGGGAAGAUUGUGAGUCUCCCAUGA